This is a messenger RNA of Acanthoscelides obtectus, 758 nucleotides long. NCBI's taxonomy places the organism in Eukaryota, Metazoa, Arthropoda, Insecta, Coleoptera, Chrysomelidae. The record is from the annotation of a GenBank genome assembly.
GUGUACUAUGUUUUGACGUUUUGUAGUUUAGUGUAGUUUAGCAUAGCCGAAAAAUGGCGUAAAGUGUAGUAGGUAUUUAGUUCUCUUGUUUAUUUUAUGACUUAAUCUGUUUUUAUAAUUUUGUGAUUCACCAUCGUUUGUGCUAGAAGGGUGGAAAAAUGUCACGUGCAAAACCCAAACAAAAUUUGGAGGUGUGCGGUGAUUGUGGAGCCUUAGAUGCCACUUGGGCCUCAGUGAAUAAAGGCAUUUUAUUAUGCACGCCGUGCUGUAGCAUCCACCGUAGCCUCGGAAGACACAUUUCUCAAGUGAAGUCUUUGCUGAAGGGGUCAUGGCACCCCAAUCAGCUGAAUAUGGUUUAUGCGUUGAAUAACAAUGGUGCAAAUAAUAUAUGGGAACAUGCAUUGUUUGAAAAUGGAUCUAAGCUAAUGAAGAAGAAACCCACAGCAAAAGAUUCCAUCAAUAUCAAACAGGAAUAUAUCAAGAUGAAACAUGUGCAGUGUGCAUUUGCAUUUCGUGAAAGCUAUGAAGAUGGUUUGUAUAGUGUGGAAAUGAGCUGGGAAAACAGCUCCAUGCAAGUGUACGCACAGCUAACCUGGAGACCUCUUUUAGGCUGUUAGCAUUGGGAGCAGAUCCAAACUACUUCCAUGAUGUAUUAACAAUUACUACUAAUUAACUAGAGGAGACUUACAUUUUAUCUAGCCUUAAUCAUUUUUCUCAUUUGUUUUUUUGUUUUGUUUAUUGAAAUCACGUUAUUUAGG